Molecule: messenger RNA, 465 nt
Organism: Epithele typhae
Lineage: Eukaryota; Fungi; Basidiomycota; Agaricomycetes; Polyporales; Epitheliaceae
Exons: 1
Coding region: 1-465 (154 amino acids)
Source: RefSeq, a predicted model, not a curated record
AUGUUGCGCUCAGGACUCUCGCCCACCGCUGAGAUAGAGCAUGUCUUCGCGAUCAGGAUGGCACUAGCUCCCGGCAACGGAUUUGAGCCCGCCAUGGACUACCUCAAGCUCACCCGCGAUCUCGUGGACAAAUUCCUCACGAUGUUGGACGAGCGUUCGCCGGCGCACGGAAAUGCCGACAAUCUCCGCGAUGUCGCCAACGGCUUCUUCCUCGGUGUCUUGAUCAGGCGUCUUUUGACAGACAAACGCACCGGCGACGCUUGGCACGUUCUUGUUCGCUAUGGGGACGUGAACCAACAUUUUGGACGGAGGAUCGCGCAGCAAAUCGCGCAACAGGCUCAGCACAUGGCCGCUUGGGUGGGCGCUCAUAAAGGGAGCCGCGACACAGUUUCUUCGGGGAUUGAGGUGGACUUGUCUACUCGCCUUCCAUUGACUCAGGUCGUUGAGUACGUCACGCUUCUCUGA